This is a messenger RNA of Paramecium sonneborni, 2553 nucleotides long. Lineage: Eukaryota; Ciliophora; Oligohymenophorea; Peniculida; Parameciidae. The record is from the annotation of a GenBank genome assembly.
AUGGACUAAAAGGAUAUUAUAAACAAAUAAUGCCAAUAGCAUUCAUACUAAAUUAUUGCAGUUGAUUUAAAAUGUGCAAAAACUUAGAAUGAAAAAUAUUUAUGUGCUAAAUGUUUAAUAUUGAGGAUGGAAGGAUAAUAAAUUAUAUUAUUGAAUGAACUGAUUUAAAUGAUCUAAGAGAUGAAAAUAAAAUAAAAGAAACAUAGCAUUGAAAACAAUUAGACUUAAUUAGAUUAUAUGAAAAUGCUACAACAAUCACUUAAAGAAUGCACCAAUCAUAUUAAAGAAACAUUUGAGAAAACUUAAAACAAUAUUGAAGGUCAAAUCAAAAAAAACGAAAAUGAAAUUUAAAUAAAAUAAGACAGUCAAAUUGAUAUAGAUUUAGAUCAAGAUAUUGAAAAGCUAUCAAAAUAUUAUAAAGGAAAUAAUUAAUAUGAAUUACCUGAUGGAUCUUCAAAUAAAGAAAUAAUUGAGUAAUUGAUAGAAUGUGUGUAAAAUUAAAUUGGAUAAAUUUCAAAUGUUUAAGAAUAUUCUAAGAUAUCAGAAUCAAUAAAAAAUAUAAAAACGCAAUUUUCAAUUGAUAUAUCCACUGAUAGUGAUUAAUUUGAAAAGCAUGUAAAUUUAUAUAACUAAAUAGAUUUGUGAAUAACAUGGUUUGGAAAUUAUAAUGGUUAAUUUAGAAUUUGAUGAGUAACAGCAUAAUAGGUUAGCAUGUGCAAAAUGUAUUUAAGAAUUUCCUAGAAAAUAUACAACUUUAGAAGAUGUAGAAUAAAAUUGGAUAAAGUUUAAGUGUCAUUCUAAAGAAAUGAUAUCAAAAUAUAUUAAAGAGAGAGAAUCUAAAUUUAAUUAAGCAAUUAAAUUUAUUACAAAUUUGAGAGAUAAAUAUUUGGAAACAUUGUAGACAAUCAUUAAAGAUUUGGAAAAAAACAAAAUUAUAACUGAAGAUCAGCUAUCACCUAUUCCUUUAUUUUCUGAAGAUAUUUAUUAUUUAGAUCGUAAUUAAUUUAAAGGAAUAUUGGAAGCUUUGAGUUAAAAAGAUCUAUAUCGUUCAUUAAAAUUAAAACUUUCACAGUAAGAUCAAUUAGAUUCAAUUUGUUAUCAUAAACUUAAAGAAGUAUUAGAAAAUCUUAUAAAAUAUGAUCUAUUUACCAAAGAAUAAAUUAUGAUGAUUGAAAGUAAUUAUAAAGGUAUGAUUUAAUUUUAAUAAUAGUACUAUUAAUUUUGAGUGAAAAUGAAAAAGAAGAAAUCACUAAUAGUGUCAACAUACAAUAAUUCUUGGAAAAUAGCUCUUUAUUGCAAUCUUAUUUGUCUAUUUUUGAAGAUUCUAUUUAAAUAUAUUAAAAAAUCAAAGGAUAAAUUGAUAGUCUUUAAGAAAAUAAAUAGAUAUUUUAAUUUUUGAAUUAGAAACAAAUAAUUAUAAAAGAAAGUGAAUAAAAAGAAUAAUUAUCAGAUUUUUAAAAAAUUUUUCAAAGAUAAUACUAAUAAUUUGAGAUGUUUUCAAAAAAGUUACAAAAUAUGAUUAUAGUUUAUUAAAAUGAUAAUUUAUUAUCAUAAUAAUAAUGUGAAAUUUAAAAAUUAAAGGAGAGAAUCUAAUCAAGAAUAACUAUGUAAAUUUAAAUUAAACAAAAAUUAUCAAAACAACUAAUUGAAACCAAAAAUAAAAUUAAAAAACAAACACUAGAUUUUUAAUAAUUAAAUUAUGAAUUAGAAAAGUUACAAUAGAAUUUAAAGUAGAAAGAUGAAUCAGAAAAAUAAUUAAUGAUUAAGCUUGAAUAAGAAUCUUCAAAAUUAGAAUAAAUGAAAUAAUAAUCAGAUGAAUCUAAUUAAAAAAAUAAUACAUAAGUUGAACUUUUGAAUAAAACAAUAACUGAUCUUAAUUUAGAAAUAAAAAAUAGUUAGACAAAAUUAUAAUAAAAAGAUCAAAAAAUAAAUUCUCUAGAAUAACAACUAUAAAAUUCAUAAAAUUAAUUUAAUAAAUUAUAAUAGGAUCAUACUAAUUUCCAAAAAGAAAUCAAAGCUAAGCCAAAUGUAUUGUAAGAUGCAUAAUAUUAAAAAAUAUUAUAAACUAUUGAAGAAAAAUCAAAAUAAACUAUAAAAUGUUCAAUUUUAGUUUUUUGUGGAUCAAAAGAUGGAUUAAAUCAUACAUAAUUUUGGAAUAGAGUUUAUGGUAGAAAAAAUUUAUUAAUGGUAUUCAAGUCAAAUACUAAUUAUAUUUGUGGAGCAUUUUCACCUUGUUAAUGGUUAUAACAUUUAGGAAAUUACGUUGUAGAUGAUACAUUACAAUCAUUUUUAUUUUCUUAAAAUCACAAUUAAAUAUAUCCUAUAAAACCUGGUAAUAAAGCUCAUGCAAUUUAUUGUAAUUCAUCUUAUGGGCCUACAUUUGGUUCUGGGCAUGAUUUAUAUAUACCUUCAAAUUUUAAUAGUGUUAGUUCAAGUCUAGGAUCAGCUUAUUAAUGUGACUAAUAUGGUAGUAUAACAGCAUCAACUCAUUUAUUUGGUUAAUCUGGUGUUUAAAUUAUAGAAUGUGAAAUAUUUGAAAUAGUAUUUAAAUGA